AUGGCUCAAAAAGAUGACCGGAUUCUAUUGUUGAAUGCUCCCCGUCUUCCACUUCCUGAUGAUAAGGUGGCUGAGUUAAUCGGUGAUCUUCAUGAUUACGCUCAUGCUCAUGGGCUCGUUAUGCGGCUAGCCAAUGACAAAAUGAGCAGCGCUGUUUGCCAAACGACUCCAUUGACACUUCUUCCUUCUCCAUUCCCGAAAAAUGUUUUCGAUGAUGCUGUUCGUAUUCAGAAUCUCUACGCUUCUCUCUACCAUUACAUUGCCUAUGAUUUCGAUUUCCUCAUUGAUAUUCACAAGAAUGUAGUGAAAACCGACGAAUUCACACGGAAUAUGGUAGAAAUCUUGAAAAAAGUGAAAGCACAAGGUCUAAAACAACCAAUUACUCUCGCGAUUCAACGAUCCGAUUAUAUGUGUCAUAAAGAUCAGUUCUCAGCAGAGUACGGACUCAAGCAGAUAGAAAUCAACAAUAUCGCCUCGUCAAUGGGUGCUCAUGCUCAACGACUCACUGAUUGGCACAUCAGAGUCCUGAAAGCAUUGGAAGUUCCUGAUGACGUCAUCAAAAGAGCGAUUCCUGAAAACAAACCGAUUGCAAUGAUUGCUGAGGCACUUUUCAAAGCUUGGUCUCAUUUCAAUAAUCCAUCAGCUUGGGUUCUUGUAGUCGUCGAGAAUGUAAAUCAGAAUCAAAUCGAUCAACGUCACGUGGAAUAUGAGCUGGAAAAAUUGGGAGUUCCAAUGACAUGCAUUAUUCGAAGGACUCUUACACAAUGUUAUGAGCAAUUGUCACUAAAUGAAAGCAGCGACUUGAUUAUCGACGGACGACCGGUGGCUAUCGUGUAUUUCAGAGCCGGUUACUCUCCAGAUCAUUAUCCAACUAAUAAAGAAUGGGAAGCACGUGAACGCAUGGAACUGUCCACUGCUAUCAAAACUCCAUGGAUUGGAUUACAGGUUGCUAACACCAAAAAAACGCAACAAGUUCUUUCCAAAGACGGAGUUCUCGAACGAUUCGUCGGUAAACCGCGUGAAGCACGUGAUAUCCGAACAUCUUUCGCUGGAAUGUGGGCGUUGGAAAAUAAGGAUGAAAUCACUCUGAAAGUUGUACAAGGAGCUCAAAAACAUCCCGACGCGUUUGUUUUGAAACCACAAACCGAAGGAGGUGCAGCAUUGCACACUGGAGACGAGAUGGUUCAAAUGCUUCAAGAACUUCCAGAAGAAGAACGUGGCGCUUAUAUUUUGAUGGAGAAAUUGAGACCUAUGAUUAUUGAAAACUAUCUGGUUGUGGCCCAGAAACCUGUGGCAUUUGCUAAAGCAGUCAGUGAGUUGGGAAUAUACGGAUACGCAUUUGGAGCUAAAGAUGCCCCGGAACUCAAGACCGCUGGACAUUUACUCCGAACAAAACCAGAAACUACGGCUAUGGGAGGAGUCGCUGCUGGGUACGCUGUUGUUGAUACUCCAUUCCUCUACGAAUUCAUCUGA
Messenger RNA from Caenorhabditis remanei, 1473 nucleotides. RefSeq lists its product as uncharacterized. The record is from RefSeq and is a predicted model, not a curated record. Bases 1 to 1473 code for a protein of 490 amino acids. Gene Ontology annotation, molecular function: glutathione synthase activity; glutathione binding; ATP binding. Lineage: Eukaryota; Metazoa; Nematoda; Chromadorea; Rhabditida; Rhabditidae. Gene Ontology annotation, biological process: glutathione biosynthetic process. The transcript has 6 exons. Gene Ontology annotation, cellular component: cytosol.